AUGGUUGGGAAAUGGCACCUCGGAGAGGGGAUUGAAAAUCAACCUACGGGCUUUGACUACUGGUCUGUUCUGCCAGGCCAAGGCCUCUACUGGGAUCCCGAAUUUAUUGAGCCCGACGGGGAGCACAUUGAACCAGGAUACGUCACAGACAUUAUCACGGACAAGUCUCUGGAUUGGAUCAAGGCGCGAGACCGCGAUCGUCCGUUCUUCCUCAUGUGCCAUCACAAAGCGCCCCAUCGGUCUUGGGAAUGCGACGACAAGCACAAGCACCUCUAUAAAGACCCCAUUCGUUUGCCUGAUACAUUCUCCGACGACUACAAGAACCGCGCGAAAGCGGCCAAAAUCGCCAAGAUGCGCGUCAUUGAAGACCUCACCUACCAAGAUCUCGGACUUGUCCAGCCCGACGGCGGCCGCAGAGUUGGCGAACCUGUGCUACAGGAAAAGGGUAACAGCGAGCGCAAGAUUCCAGUACCAGGUUCAGUUGCAGAGCUUCACUCCAUGAGGUUAAUUGACAAAGACGAUGGUACUAUCUUUACUUUCGGAAGCCACGCCGAGUUAGCUGAAUUCAAGUUUCAGCGUUACAUGCAACGCUAUCUUCGCACUAUCCAAUCUAUCGAUGAUAAUGUCGGCCGUCUGUUAGACUACCUGGAUUCGGAACCCCAGCUAGCAGACAACACAAUUGUUAUCUAUACCUCGGACCAAGGCUUCUUUCUGGGAGAACACGGCUGGUUUGAUAAGAGAUUCAUGUAUGAGGAGUCAUUUCAAAUGCCAUUACUCAUCAGAUACCCGAAAGAGAUCGUUGCUGCGUCAGUGUGUGACGAUAUCAUAUGCAACGUCGACUUUGCGGCCACCUGGCUGGACUACGCCAACCUGCCUGCGCCUUCAUACAUGCAAGGCACAUCCUUCCGUCCACUAUUGCAAGGCCGUACGCCAAAGUCCUGGCAACAGGUGGCAUAUCACCGAUACUGGAUGCAUAACGACAUUAUUCACCAUGCAUAUGCGCAUUAUGGGAUACGUAACCAGAGGUACAAGUUGAUCUAUUGGUACAACGAGCCAUUAGGUGUCAAGGGAGCCCGUCCAGGGGGGAUAGAGUAUAGAGAGUGGGAGCUCUUUGACUGUGACAAGGAUCCAUUGGAACUUUUUAAUGUGUACCAUGAACGACAAUAUCAAGGUGUUGUAAGGGAGAUGAUUACGAUGUUGGAGAAGAAAAUGGCGGAAAUUGGAGAUGAGCCUGUUCAUCCAAAUCGCGCUGAACAGCCACUACUCCCUAUGGUGAACCUGCAAUUGACUCUUCCGGCAAUGGCAUCUUGCCACAUAGCCCUCGCGGUCUCUGUGCCAUCAGAAGCGUUCGGGAAGGGGCUGCAUAGGAAACGUGCUGAAGCAUUGGUAGACCAGAUGACCUGGGAAGAGAAGGUUGCCCAGAUGGGUGGUAUCCGUCGGCUCCUAAGUCUUGGUCCGCAGAUAGAUGAAGAGAACUACGAAUGCCGGCAAGUGGAGUACCAAAAUGGAAACAUUGGGUUUGGUGCUACGCUCAACUGGGCUGAUGAGAUUCUUUCACUCACGAACGACAUACGACAGAGGGAAAUUAAUGAGAGUCGGCUUCAUAUCCCAUUUAUCACGGUCACGGAUUCUAUAAACAGUCUAUACUUGUCUGGGGGCACUAUAUUCCCAAGUAACCUUGCCAUGGCGGCUACAUUCAACAUCCCGCUGUUCAGGGAGGGCGUUGCUGCACUUCGUGAAGAGCAACUAGCAAUCGGUGUAUCAUGGGUUCUGUCUCCGCCACUAGAUAUAGCGUGGGAGCCGCGAUAUUCCCGCAUCGGUGAGCUAUUUGGCGAGGACUGUUAUUUAACAGGCGAAUUCGGCCAUGCCUAUGUCCAGACUAUGCAAGACAAAGACGAAUCAGGAAAUAUCAAAGUCGCCACGACCGUUAAGCAUUUCGUUUACGGCGAGAGUCGUGGUGGAGUUAAUGCUGCCAGCAUGUACGGAGGAAUAAAUCACCUUUACAACGACCAGUUGCGGCCUUAUAUGCGAGCACUAGAAGCGGAUCCCGCCGCUGUUAUGGUAUCUUACGCGUCGGUCGAUUUGGUUCCGAUGUCGGCGAACAAGUAUCUCGUGAGGGAUGUUCUCCGUGAAAAGCUUGGCUUUGAGGGUAUUGUUAUGUCAGAUGCUGGGUCUAUUGCGCAUCUCUAUACUGAGUCUCGGCUGGCGGACUCAUAUGCCGAAGCUGCAUUAUUAGCGCUUGAGGCUGGGUUGCAGAUGGAGUUGAGCCCCGGCUCUCCGGCUGUAUUUCCUACUCUUGUUGCAGCUGCAGAGGAUAGACAUGUUGGAAAGUUGAUAAAUGACGCUGUAUUGAAUAUUCUUCAGCUGAAGUUCGCAACCGGCCUCUUUGACAAUCCUCUUCCUGACCCAGCGAAAGUGAACGAGACCCUACGAACACCGGCCCACCUCGACAUUAGUCGCAAUGUCACCAGGGAAAGCAUUGUCCUACUUCAGAAUGAUGGUAUCCUACCAAAGAUACCAUCGAAAGUGGCCCUGCUCGGCCCAUUUGCUGAUAUCCGUAACUAUGGCUCCUAUGCGCCUGUGAACUCGAGUGACUCUCGGUACGGCAACUCACUUUAUCAAAGUCUCCGAGCCAAGCUUGGUGCAAGUAAUGUGAACCUUGUCCAAGGAGUCGACUUCAUCGACACCAAUUCCACAAACAUCGCCACCGCAGUUUCAGCCGCUAAAGAGGCCGGUCUUGCAAUCGUCGUCCUUGGCUCACUGUCCGUCGGUACGACAGAUCCCCUUGUAACCAAGCGGACCGAUGGGGAGUUCUUCACGCACGCAGAACUAAGCUUCCCAGGGGCUCAACAGCAACUCCUCGAUGCUGUACUGGACGCUUCUAUUCCAACGAUCCUGGUCCUCUCUGGUGGACAACCUUACGUGCUCAAUAAUUCAACCCUCCGGAGCAAUGCUAUCCUGCACUCUUUUCUCGGUGGCGAAUUCACUGGCGAUGCGUUGGUCGAGAUUAUAAUGGGCCACGUCAACCCUAGCGGCAAGUUGCCAAUCAGCUUACCCCAGGAUACAUCUGCUACUCCAGUGUUUUAUGAUUAUCUUCCGAGCGACGAUACCGGGACAGCGGAUAGCAUCCUAGGAUUCCAUUCUACGUACCAGUUUCCUUUGCUUUCGCGGGCCCCAUCGAUGCCAUUUGGGUUUGGCUUGAGCUAUACAGAUUUCACGGUCUCGACACCUAUUGCGAGAGCCGGGAAUAACAGUGUUGAGGUGCGUGUGAAUAUUACCAAUAGUGGUUGUAUCGCUGGCAAGGAAGUCGUGCAACUAUACCAUCGCCCGAACACGACGACAGGGAUCGAAUUUCCUGUGAAGCGCUUGGUUAGAUUUGAGAAGGUUGACCUACGCGCUGGGGAAGGUAUAGAGGUUCGGUUUGUCAUUCCGUAUAAGGAUUUAGGGUACUAUGUCAAUGGUAAAUUGCGCGUGAAGCGGGGCGUCUACUCUUUCUGGGCUGGUACGAGUGCGAGGACGGAGGAUCUAAUCGGCAUCAACGUGACGGUUAUUUAA
This is a messenger RNA of Aspergillus caelatus, 3555 nucleotides long. Its product is annotated as alkaline-phosphatase-like protein. The record is from RefSeq and is a predicted model, not a curated record. Gene Ontology annotation, molecular function: hydrolase activity, hydrolyzing O-glycosyl compounds. NCBI's taxonomy places the organism in Eukaryota, Fungi, Ascomycota, Eurotiomycetes, Eurotiales, Aspergillaceae. Gene Ontology annotation, biological process: carbohydrate metabolic process. The transcript has 4 exons. Bases 1 to 3555 code for a protein of 1184 amino acids.